Colius striatus (speckled mousebird) is the source of this 5529-nucleotide messenger RNA. RefSeq names its product tubulin beta 6 class V (gene TUBB6). The transcript is spliced from 4 exons. Bases 81 to 1421 code for a protein of 446 amino acids. Gene Ontology annotation, molecular function: GTPase activity; GTP binding; structural constituent of cytoskeleton. Lineage: Eukaryota; Metazoa; Chordata; Aves; Coliiformes; Coliidae. The record is from RefSeq and is a predicted model, not a curated record. Gene Ontology annotation, biological process: microtubule cytoskeleton organization; mitotic cell cycle. Gene Ontology annotation, cellular component: cytoplasm; microtubule.
UAAAGCGUCGCCCGGCCGGCUGGCGCACGCACAGUCGGGCUGGGCGGUGGGGCAGCGGAGUCGCGCGGGGCAGCAUCGCCAUGAGGGAGAUCGUGCACAUCCAGGCGGGCCAGUGCGGCAACCAGAUCGGCACCAAGUUUUGGGAAGUGAUAAGUGAUGAGCAUGGCAUUGACCCAGCCGGAGGCUAUGUCGGUGACUCAGCGCUGCAGCUGGAAAGGAUCAAUGUCUACUAUAAUGAAUCAUCUUCCCAGAAAUUCGUACCAAGAGCAGUCUUGGUGGACUUGGAGCCAGGAACCAUGGAUAGUGUGCGAUCUGGUCCUUUUGGUCAGCUCUUUCGGCCUGAUAACUUCAUCUUUGGACAAACUGGUGCGGGAAACAACUGGGCUAAAGGACACUAUACAGAAGGAGCAGAGUUGGUUGACUCUGUUCUUGAUGUAGUGAGAAAAGAGUGUGAACACUGUGAUUGCUUGCAAGGAUUUCAGCUCACUCAUUCCCUGGGAGGAGGGACAGGGUCUGGCAUGGGAACCCUGCUCAUCAGCAAGAUACGAGAGGAAUAUCCGGACAGGAUAAUGAAUACCUUUAGUGUCAUGCCCUCUCCAAAGGUUUCUGAUACAGUGGUGGAGCCUUAUAAUGCUACACUCUCAGUCCACCAGCUGGUUGAAAAUACAGAUGAAACCUACUGCAUUGACAAUGAAGCUUUGUAUGACAUUUGCUUCCGCACUCUGAAGCUCACCACUCCGACGUAUGGCGAUUUAAACCACUUGGUUUCUGCCACCAUGAGCGGGGUAACUACAUCCUUGCGUUUUCCAGGCCAACUGAACGCUGACCUCCGGAAACUGGCUGUAAACAUGGUCCCUUUCCCACGCCUUCACUUCUUCAUGCCAGGCUUUGCUCCUUUGACAGCCCGAGGCAGCCAGCAAUACCGAGCGCUCACUGUUCCAGAGCUCACCCAGCAGAUGUUUGAUGCCAAAAACAUGAUGGCAGCCUGUGACCCGAGACAUGGGCGAUAUUUGACAGUGGCUACUGUCUUCCGUGGUCCCAUGUCCAUGAAGGAGGUUGAUGAGCAGAUGUUGGCCAUCCAGAACAAGAACAGCAGUUACUUUGUGGAGUGGAUCCCAAACAACGUCAAGGUGGCAGUGUGUGACAUACCUCCUCGUGGCCUCAAGAUGGCUUCCACGUUCAUUGGCAACAGUACUGCUAUUCAAGAGCUCUUCAAAAGGAUCUCGGAGCAGUUUUCGGCCAUGUUCAGGAGAAAGGCCUUCCUUCACUGGUUCACAGGAGAAGGAAUGGAUGAAAUGGAAUUUACAGAAGCAGAAAGCAACAUGAAUGAUCUGGUUUCAGAGUAUCAGCAAUACCAAGAAGCAACAGCAAAUGAUGGAGAGGAAGCGUUUGAAGAUGAUGAAGAAGAAAUCAAUGAAUAAACAAAUUAUGUGCACUACUUUACAGAUCAAAUUCUCAAAUCCAAUUUUCUAAUAACUGGGCUUCUGAAUCCAUAUUUAGGCCUUAAAAAAAAAAGGGAGCAUGAGUUUCAGAUGUUAAGAGGUGCUUUUCAGAGUCCAUUGAGAUCACUGAGAACUGAGGACAUUCAGCAUUUCUGGAAAUUAAGCCUUUUCUAUUAAAGUGACAAACGUGAGGCAUUCAAUUAAGACUUUGUCCUGUAAGUCUAAAUACAAAGACUGCUAGUUUGGGAUCUUUUUUCUCCAAAGAAAGUUUGUCAUCCCCAAAGUUAUACAGGAGAAGAUGUAAAAUAGGCAUGAAAGUCUGAAUAAUAGAGCUGUGCUAUUUUCAUCCAAUUAUGAGUAAGAAAAUCUUGUGGGUUUGAAGUAUUUUUUCUGUACUGAACUGCCAGGAACAAAAUUUAUUCAUACUAAAAAGCUUUUGCUAUUCUGUAACAGUAACUGUUAAAAGUGAUAUUUGACUCCAGACCUCUAAAAACAAAAUAAAAAAAGAUUAGUAUCCUCACAAACAAAAGUGUUUUGGGCAGUCAAUGCAAUAUAAAUAUCCAGUCAAUGGCAGGCCGGAGGCUGGAUUUAUGCUGUGUGACUUCAGCCCUUGCUGCUCGAUUAUCUCAGAUUAUACAUAUGAAAUUUAUGCAUUUGAGAUGUUCUUUAAGGACUCUGGGGUUUGAAGUGAUAACUGAUGCUUUUCCCAUCUCCAUUCCACCUAGCCCAUAUAGCUGAAAUUCAGAUACUCCUCGGAACAUGGUAGGAGAGAGGACAGAGGCUAUUACAUGACAGAUCUCACCACCUUGGCUUGUAAGUUCACCACACCUAUAGAUGUUACGGAUAUCUUGUUACUAAGGUUAAAAUCAUUUCACAGAGAAAGGUUAAAGUAAAAAGAAAAGUAGCCACAAUAUUGAAAACAGUUGGCAAAAUGAAAUCUGAACAACAGUUUAUCUGCUUACACUAAAGCUGAAACAGAAAGGUCUCUGUCUUACCCAGCCGCCUUGCUGCCUUCACAAAAUGACAGUUGGGCAUUGGCUCGUUGUGCAUGCUUUAUGUUUCUGCUCAUCUCAGUUAAACAGCCCUUGUCCAUUAGAGAGCCUCUAACAGAGAACACUUCGUCUACAUGGUAUCUCUUGUUUAGGUCAGUUUCUAGGCAACAAAAAAAGCAAACAAAAGAGAAACCCUGUGGAAAUCCAAACUUGAAAUCUUCAGGAACUCUUUGCUUUUUUUAGUCUUGCCUUCAGAAGCACAUGGAAAAAAAAAGUGUUGCUCAAUACUUAAAAAGGCAAUUUACAAAUUAUGUCACUUCCAAAGAUCCAUUGCUCCUAACAAGAUGAUACUGUUGUGUUAGCUUGGGAUUCAGGGAAUGAGACAAUAUUUUAUGAAGCAUAUGAACCAGGCAAUUGUUUAUCACAUAAGCUGAAGCUGUCUGCCUCAUUUUAUCCUAUACAGAAAUGGAACUGAACUAGUUUUAAUCAAGUACAAGUUUUUCAUAUAAAGUGAUUUCAGCCGUUGGAAUGAACUGGCUUUGACAGAGGUGUGUGGGCAGACUGAGAGGGCCUGGCUGGUUUUCCUUUUAAGGGUCAUGAUGGAGUCCUAAAUUCAGAGGCUGCAUUCUUUGCAAUGCCUAAAGCAUUCUUAAAUGCCUAAAGCAUUUAAGAAUAGUAAUGAAGCACCUUUAAAUAUGUAUUUUAUAAAUAUUGCUGUAUGUGGUGGCUCUGUAUCCUUACAUGAGAUUAAGCUAAAACACAAUAUGAAGAGAAUUUAACAUUUAGUGCAAUACAAAGCAAAAUCCAUGAGGAAUACAGCCAUUCAAUUUAGAAGUUUAGUUAAUGCUUUAUAAAUGGUAGGUUAUUAGCUUCAAAGGGAGGAGAAUGUUACAGGCUCAGCAUCUGCCAUCAUGCAGCUGUGGCACAAGACUUCAAUUAAAGCACUACCAUCACUGCUUCUGAAUGAAGUAGAACCAACCCCCCUACAGUUUGUGGAACUGCAUUUUGUUUUAAUAUAGCAUUCACAAUUAGGGCCCAGCCAUAAAUUCUGCUGUUACUGUGAGGGGAAACAAAAGUUAUUACUUUAAAAACCCCAGGAACUUGGGAGUUUGUAAGCAGGUCACCUGGUGAACCAGCCUGUUCUUUAUUGCUGUCCAUACACUGAUUCAAAAGCCUGAACAUAGCCUCUGAGCUGGUGGAAUCCCCGACCUGACUUCAUCCUCUGAUCCUGCUUUGACUCUCUGCCUUCUUUUGCAUGUGUUUACUUACAAUUGUUUGAUGUGAGUUUCUAGCCUGUGUGGAGGUGGGGGAGGCAAACCACUGCCCUCUCUAGGAAAAAAAAAAAAAAACAACAAAAAAAAGGAGACAGCUCUUCCAGUUGCUCUUGGGGGAAAAACCCCAACUCAGCAAAAUGCACCCUGGAACCUGGGAUGGGAACAUCUUCAGAGGACCAGCUUGCACAUACACAUUAAGAAAGCCAUAGGGAGCACUAAUGCUUCCUGUUCCUCUUCAGGCACCCAACCCUACUCAUCUUCCUUUCCUGACAUGAGACCAAAAAUUGUUUUAGUAACAGAUUUAGUGAACAAUUCCUUCAGUUACACUUCCUUUCAAAUAAUUUUCUGGUUUUUGCUUGGAAACCUCUCUUUUAUUCUGAAGUCUAGCUGCUGAGUCUCACCUAGCUUUGUUUCUCUUUUGAUGUGCGUCACCUGCUUGUUCUUAAGAAAACCUUUUUUCAACUUGGUCCCUAGCACACCUUCAUUUUCUCUCUGUUUUACUGCUUUGCACCUGGCCAGAAAAAUAUGUGGAAGCAGGCUGCCAGGACAAGCGAGGCCUAAAGCAGUCGGGAAGUGCAGCUCCCAGUACUGCCCACAAAUAGACAUCACUGCCAAACCAUUGACCUACACCACUGGAAAGCAGGGAGUGGGCGAGGUGUGCCAUGGGAAGAAGAUGUGGUGUUGGGGCAGCAAUAGGGAUGGAAGCUGAUGGGCCAGCUCCUUUAAAAACUCGUUCUGGUCAAAGCCAGUAAGGAGGCUGUAGGCCCUCAAGGUUACAGUUACGACCAUCCCUGCACAGGCUACCUCAAACAAGCCACUCUAGCCUCUCACUUUCUCUGCAUCCCAGAGUAAUGCCUCCAGUUCUUCCCUUUAAUUUGUAUCACCUUAGGGAAAGGUGGCCACUUCCUGGAAAUGGGCUCAGGUCAGGAAAGGGUCUGGGCCUGCUCCUCCCAGCCUGGGGAGGAGCAGUGGCUACCUCUGUGCUGUACAAGUUCCUACUAGUUGAAGCAGCACUGCCUCACGUGUGUGCAACAAAAAAUAAUGUGACCUUAUUGGCAGACAAUGCAGAGAUUAAACUAGAUUUUCUUGAUUUAUGUUAAACCACCUGAAGUCUUAAAUUUGGGAGUAGGAGGCAUCUAACUGUCCCCUUGAAAGAAGCAGGGUGGCUAAACAGGUUUUUUUUUUUGUUUUACCAUAUAUUUUUGAUUCCAAAAAUCAGAACACAAUGAAAUAUUAAGACUUACUGAGGUAAGACUACACAAAGCAAAUUAAUGCUCUAAAAUAGAGGUAAAGGGCCUUGCCUCUCCUUUACAUUUAUCAUACAGUAUCAUGUGCUGCAAUUAAACAAGAGUGAAAUUUAAAAGUGGACUUACAGUGCAAACAGGGAGUAAGAAAAAAUGUAUCCUGGAAAGGACAGGAUUCUUUUAGAGUCUGGUAGUGCCAUUGGGAUGUUAAGUUAGGGUUUUUUUGGGGGGUUGGUUGGUUGGUUGUGGUUUUGUGAAGGUUUUUUCAUUUAUCUUUUUAAUUUAGGAAUGAAGCAAUGCAGAAUUCUGAGCUUUACACCAUAAGCAAGCUAAGCCCUCAGUAUUGGCUACAAAUUGCUUAUUCCAACCAAGUUGUCUUCAGCUAAACAGGAGGGAAAAACCAGAACAAAUAAGGCAUUAAUGCUGGAUACGUGUAAGGUACAGCACUAGAGCAUAUGUGCAGAAAGUCACUGCUUUACCCUGUGUGCAAGCUUUAAGUUUACAAAACCAGUUUACUAUUGCAAUAACUCAUUCUAAACUUUUACUCCAAUAAUAAAGGAACUGAAGUUUAGCUUUA